Phialemonium atrogriseum is the source of this 2616-nucleotide messenger RNA. RefSeq lists its product as uncharacterized. NCBI's taxonomy places the organism in Eukaryota, Fungi, Ascomycota, Sordariomycetes, Cephalothecales, Cephalothecaceae. The transcript is spliced from 4 exons. Gene Ontology annotation, biological process: regulation of DNA-templated transcription. The record is from RefSeq and is a predicted model, not a curated record. The coding region runs from base 1 to 2616 and encodes 871 amino acids. Gene Ontology annotation, molecular function: oxidoreductase activity, acting on NAD(P)H; zinc ion binding; DNA-binding transcription factor activity, RNA polymerase II-specific.
AUGGCGACAGCGACUCUCCCAGCGCUUCCAUCAUCGCGGCAGGCCAUCGUGCAGUCGGCCAACCCCGGGUCCUUUGAGCUGUGCACCACUCUACCCAUGCCGGACGUCUCGCCCGACCAUGUCCUCAUCAAGGUGACCGCAGUGGCGGUGAACCACUGCGACUACAAAAUGCCGGCGCGCGUCCCCUGUCCUGGCACGGCCAACGGCUGCGACUUUGCCGGCACCGUCGUGCGCCUCGGCGAGUCCGUAGCUCGCACGCCGGGGGGGCUGCGGAUUGGCGACCGCGUUGCCGGGGCCCAGAUGGGGAACCAGCGACGCCAGCCCUGGUCGGGUGCCUUCACCGAUUACAUUGCUGAGAAGCCCGAGAACAUGUGGCGCGUGCCCGAGCACCUCUCCUUGGAAGAAGCGGCUUCGAUAGGCUGUGCCGUGACUAGCAGCGUGGGGAUGGCGCUCUGGUGGGUGAUGAAGCUGCCCGGGACGCCCGAGAAGCCCACCGCGGACCCCAAGUUCUUUCUUGUCUAUGGGGGCUCCACUGCCAGCGGUACCCUUGCCAUCCAAUUACUGAAGCUGUCGGGCUACCGAGUCGUCACGACCUGCUCCCCAAAGAACUUCAAGCUUGUCGAAGAGUACGGUGCCGAGAAGGCGUUUGAUUAUCGCUCGCCGACGUGUGGCGAGGACAUACGGGCAUACACCAAGAACACGCUGGAAAACGCGCUGGACAUCAUCACGGAAGCGCGAACCAUCCGCCACUGCUACGCGGCCAUCGGGCGUGGUGGCGGCAGAUACGUUGGCUUCGAGCUCCUGCCCGAGGACCUGAUGGCCACGAUGCGGAAGGCCGUCAAGGCUGAGUGGGUCAUGGGGCUCGAGGUGACCGGGGUGGAAUUGGAACUACCGGGAGGGUAUUAUCGCAAGGAAAACCCCGAGCUGCACGCCUGGCUUCAUGGGUGGAUCAGACGCUUCUCCGCCUUGUACGAGACGGGAAGAUUAAAACCACAUCCCAUACAGGUGAAUCAGGGCGGACUGGCAAAGGUGAUUGAUGGCAUCGGCGCUUUGUCGCGCAAGGAGGUCUCGGCCCAGAAGCUGGUGUAUCCCCUUUCCCAGUGCUUGCAUCGGGAAAUCAAGGUAUCCGAUCCUCGCGGCGAGUCCCACCUCGAGCCAUCACGAAUGGAUACCAACAUGUUCAAGCCGGCAGUCAGGCGUUCUGCCUGCGACCAGUGCAGAGCGAGGCGAGUGCAGUGCCUUCGCGCCCAAAACAGCACGGCGCCGUGCGCCCGCUGCUCCCACAUCGGUGCUCGAUGCGUGAUAAGCGCCCCCGGCCAUCCCGGACGACCGCGCAAGCCGCGUCUCGUCGACGGCAGCACCCCGCCGCCUAGAGGCCCCGCGCCGAGCCCCGCUGACGUCUCCUCGCCCGGGCGGUAUCGCACGUCGUCGUCGACAUUGCGAGACGCGAACUAUAUCGAGGUCCAUGCCCCUGCCACUGCCAUGGCGGGGGAGCCCGCGUCGGCCGGCGCGCCUGCAAGAUCGUGCAGGACGACAGACAGACACACGUCGUGGGACCGGCUGGAUGGCAUCGCAGAGUCGGACCUCGCGGCUUCCAAGUCCACCGUGCAUCCGCCAAGGGACCCGUUGGCUCACGGGCCACAGGCAGCAGACUUCUGGGCAACGCCGGGCGACAGCUCCGCUUACUCUUACUCCCCAUCGACCGAGCAAAGCCCUGCGCCGGGCGAAGACAUCCUCGCACUGGUGGAUCAGCUGAGCAAUCCAUCACAACUUCAGGGGCUACUGAGUGCGGAUGAUGAGCUCAGCGCGAUGCUCCACAUGGACCGGGACUACUCUAGCACUGCGCUCGACAUGGAUGUUGAUCCGCUCCUCCUUGAUCCGUGGAAGGGCGGCGUGCUCCCCCCGACUCCCCUACCACAAUUCCCAAGCCCGGCAAGCUCGCUGAUGCGGUUCCGAGAGGAAAUGGACCAGCGAAUUACGACCAUGGACGCAUACUACUCGGACCCCCUCGAAGUUGUGCAGGGCUGCAAAGAGGAGGGCGCGGGCCGGGAGCCCGAGAAUCCGGCUGCGGUCCUCCUUACGUGCAGCAAAGAGUUCAUCGACAUCAUCCAGAGCUUGACGCCGGCUGUUCGGACGCACAAGCAGAGCGAGGAUGCGCUUAGCACGGAGAUGGUGCUCCUGGCUUUGUCGAGCUACCUAUCCUUGAUGAGGCUCUUCGACGCCAUGUUCCACACCAUCCACAAAUUCAUCUCCCAGAUGCCGCCGGACUCGUUCAAGUCCGUCAAGGUCAAGUCGGUGCUCCGCAUCGGCGGCAUCUCUUCGCUCCAGGAUAUGCCGCUCAAGACAUACGCCACGGGCAUCCUCGAUGCCAUCCAGGGCCAGGUGCGGACUCUGGAGCGCUGCAUGGGGAUUCCGACCGAAUACUGUCUCUCGGGCGAGGCGGCUGCUGCCUCACCCGCGGCGGCCGCCCCGGGGAUAUUGUCCCGUGCGGAUCGAGCAUUGUUGUUUUCGGCUGUUUUGGCACAGGAGGAUGUCAAGUCACGACAGGGAAGCAAGUCGUACGUAGAGUCGAUACGAGCCAGCAUCCAGGAGUCGAUGAGAUUUCUCGAUGACUAG